Molecule: messenger RNA, 2313 nt
Organism: Trichobilharzia szidati
Lineage: Eukaryota; Metazoa; Platyhelminthes; Trematoda; Strigeidida; Schistosomatidae
Source: the annotation of a GenBank genome assembly
AUGGCUUCACAUUCAUUAUCAAUGAAAUUCGCAAUGACCAGAAGAGCAUGUUGUUGCGAAGAACACCAGCACAGUCUAGAAAAAAUAUUGUUAGGUUUACUCAACUAUCCUGAUGUACAUGUAGUUCAACGUUCAUUGUGCUGUCUGAUUUAUUUAAGUCAAAAGAAAAGUUCUCGUACACAUAUUACUAAAAUAUUUAACAGUAAUCUGAUAAUAAAGUUAUUAUCUAAUGAAGAUGAAAAACAAAAGCGAUUAGUAGUUUGCCUAAUUUAUACAUUGAUUAUGGAAGAUGAAUACUUCAAAAAUCUGUCUACUAAUCAGCUUAUACUGGCGAAAUUUUUAUCACUGAUUUCUAAUGAGACAAAUGUUGUAAUGCAAAAACAAUUUGUGAAAAGUCAAAUGAAUUCUGAAGAUACUUUUAAAUUCAUUGAAGUAGACAAUUAUUUCAUGUUUCUUUGGACAAUUGAAAAGAAUGCAGUGAUUGAAAAUUUAGCACCACUUCAAACCUACAUUAUUUUAUGUUUAGAAAAAUUAAUACACGUAAUAAAAUGUCAAAAAAUUUUACGGAAUCAUAAUGGGAUUACAGUUUUACUGAAAUGUUUGAAUAAUGAUUCACAAAUACAGCCAAAACAUAAUAAUAAUAACAAUACAGUGCAUCAGGGACUCACUUCUUUGGCUGAUAUUUCACCUUCAUUGAAGGCUUUACAACUAUCGGGAAAUUGUACCAAUGAAAAAGAAUUGGUGUACACUUUAGAUCGAAAUACCAUCCAAUGUAAUGCAUCUAUAUGUGCAAUUUUAGCCGAAUUAGCAUUGAAUGAUUUCUAUGCUGAGAUUAUUGCACGUGAAAAUGGAAUAUAUUUAAUUGGAUCACAGUUGUUAAUUCGUGAGGAUAUUGAUUCUGAUAGUAGAGAAUCAAGUAAAAUUAAGCCAGCGUUAGAAGUGACCUCAGAACUUGCAAAUCAACUCGGUCCUACUAAGCUGAAACUUGAUUUUCUGAAAAUUAAUCUAGUGAAUAUUCGUCAUCUUUAUGCUAAUGCAUUUUGUGCACUACGAAGACUUUUUAUGUCUGAACAUAAUCGGCGUUUAAUCAAAUCAUUUCUACCAUCAUUGUUAUUAUCUGAACUAGUAGAAAUUGAUAUAACAUCAACAUGUAUGGACAAUUAUAAAACACUACUCAGUGUCUUUGAAUCACUCAACAAUGAAGAAAGGAAUGAAUUAAAAAUCGGCAUUUUAUCGUGUGAUAUACAUCAGACGCCUACUCACAGCAUACGUGAAUAUUCUAUCACAGAAUUACUUGGAACUGGUGCAUAUGGUAAAGUUUUUAAAGCUACUAAAGAAAAUGUUUCAUCAAUUAGUUAUGCAGUUAAAGAGGUUAGUACAUCCCAGGUAUUCUUUGGGAAGAAUUUCGAUGAAAGACAAAAGUGUAUCAAUCGUAUAUUGAAUGAAGUCAAUAUUAUACGUCAGCAAUUAAGACAUCCGAAUAUUGUUCGUUACUACAAAACAUUUUUACACUGCGAUCACUUGUAUAUUGUAAUGGAAUUAUUGGAAGGUGUAUCAUUAACUGAACUACUGUUGUCUAUGAAAGAGAAGAAUACCUAUUUCAUUGAAUCACGUGUAUGGCACAUAUUUAUUCAACUGAUAUUGGGAAUACGUUAUUUACAUAAAGAAAAGAAAAUAUUACAUCGAGAUUUAUCAUCAAAUAAUAUCAUGAUUAGUGAAGGCGAUAAGGCUACUAUAACAGAUUUUGGUCUGGCGUAUCACAAAAAUUUUGGCUCAUGUGAAACAAAAUCCACUGUUGGUACACUGGUUUAUGCUUGCCCUGAAAUAGUUCAAAAUUUACCUUACGAUGAGGGUGCAGAUAUUUGGGCUUUAGGUUGUAUUCUCUAUCAAAUGUGCACGUUCAUAUCACCAUUUCAAGGCGAGUGUAUUCUAAGCACUGCAUCACGUAUUGUUAAAGGUGAAUAUGAGUCAGUGAAAGUUAAAUGUUCAAAUCGAUAUUCUUAUCUGAUAGACGAAGUUAUUCGAGCAUGUCUUAAUCCUGAUCCCAGAAAAAGACCUGAUAUUAUUGGUGUUGCUGCUUACCUGACUGACAAUAUUUUGUCCCACCUGGAUGCUUCACAUCUGAAGUGUUUAAAACUGAAAGGAAAAUUGAAAGAAUUUCAGAAUACAUUCAUGUGUAACCUUUGCAGUUCUUCAAAUACUUUCCAACAAAAUCUAAUUAAACUAGAUAAAAAUGAAACUAAAAUUAAUUCUGAUAAUUUGAGUAGUGAUGCAAAGAUGACUUCAAAUCCUGAAAGUAAGUUACCUGAAUAA